Molecule: messenger RNA, 6241 nt
Organism: Cucumis melo (muskmelon)
Lineage: Eukaryota; Viridiplantae; Streptophyta; Magnoliopsida; Cucurbitales; Cucurbitaceae
Product: histone-lysine N-methyltransferase ATXR7
Exons: 18
Coding region: 202-3972 (1256 amino acids)
Cellular component (GO): Set1C/COMPASS complex
Molecular function (GO): histone H3K4 methyltransferase activity; protein binding
Source: RefSeq, a predicted model, not a curated record
CCGGAUGGCAAAUAAAAUCGCGGCAAGAAAGCGAAAGAAUACGAGCGCAGGUCAGGAUCCAUUGGUAGAGAGGGAGAGAGACGAGAGCAGACGAGGAAGAAUCGACUUCUAGCCCCUGCCCUAGACUCCAUGCUCGUCGUCUACCCACAGAGUUUUCAGGUUUAGUCAAAUUCGGGUUUCUACCCGUUAUAUUAUCGGGAUAUGGUUUCCGGAACAGUACUUUUCCAUGAGUAUGAUAAUUCCUUAUUUUCACGAAAAAGGUGUAAAGUGACGGAGAUUCAACAUCAAGACCCAGAUAUAUUAAGCUGUGAGUGUAAAUAUGAUUGUUUCCCUUUAUCUUCACAGCUUAGCACGGAUGGUCGAUCCUUCUGCAGGUGCAGGGAUGGUGCUUCUAUAUCUUCACGUUGCAUCGAUAUUGAUGAAAAAAAUGGUUCAUAUUCAUCAGUAGAUAUGAGCUUCCAGUUGAACGGCACUAGCCCUGAUGUUCCAGAAUGUUGCAGUUCUGAGGGCUCCUCAUUUCAAGAUAAGGGUUUAUCUGGGUAUUCUUUGCCUACUUGUGUAAGUGGUUGGAUGUAUGUUAAUGAACAAGGUCAAAUGUGUGGCCCCUAUAUCCAAGAACAGCUUCAUGAAGGUUUAUCUACCGGUUUCUUGCCAGAUGAGCUUCUUGUAUAUCCUGUUUUCAAUGGAGCAUUGACCAAUCCUGUACCACUCAAAUAUUUUAAGCAGUUUCCUGAUCAUAUUGCAACCGGUUUUGCAUAUUUGAAUGUGGACAUCUCCAACGUGGGUAUUAAUGGGACUCAUUCUGAUACUUGUAAAAUUGAUUUGGCUAUGCAUAGGCAAGAGGGCUCGGUGGAGUAUGGGAAUCCACGGACUCUUUGUCAUGAUUCACAAUCUGGCCCUCUAAGUCUCAGAUAUGAAAAUGGUGGCUGUAAACAGGCUUCAAAUUCUGAACUAUUUUGCUUAACUACUUCCAAUCUUCCAUCGUCAGUUGAAGGAUCCUGCUGGUUGAUUAUGGAUCAUACAGGGAGGAAACAUGGUCCUUAUUCUCUUCUACAAUUAUAUUCUUGGCAUCAGCAUGGAUACCUGAAGGACUCAGUAAUGAUAUACCAUAUUGAAAGCAAAUUCAAACCCUUCACAUUAUUUUCUGCGGUGAAUGCAUGGAAAGCUGCGAUACCUCCACCUCUAUUCUCAUCUGAUCUCAAAACCAAUGAGAGUUAUUCUUUACUGAAAUUUAUAUCUGAAACUUCUGAAGGAGUUUCAUCUCAACUACACGCUGGAAUAAUGAAAGCAGCACGCAAAGUGGUGCUUGAUGAGAUUGUUGGCAACAUCAUUGGAGAUUUUAUCACCGUGAAGAAAUCUGAAAGACAAAUUAAGGUUGAACAAACCAACCAGACUAUGAAGGUUUGCUCUCUGGACAGUAGAAUGUCAGAAGUUACUAGAGGAGGGGAUUUUCCUGCUGAUUCUAUGCCAGAAACACGAGGCUUUUUUAGUGUUCCCGAGAAAGUUUCUACUGAUGUUGUUCCUGUUCAGUCUGUUAAAUUCGUUGGCAGCAUCGAUAAUUUUAGGGAGACACAUGCAGUUAUUUGCCGAAUGCUUUUUGACUACUCCUUACAAGUAGUUUGGAAUGCUGUUUCUUAUGAUACAGUGGCAGAAUAUUCAUCUAGGUGGCGGAGGAGAAGAUUUUGGUCUUAUCGUCCUCACUAUAGUUUAGCUUCUAGUGGAUAUAGAGAUCGUGUCAAAAAGAUUGAAAAAACACCUGCUGAAGCUGCUUUACCACGGAAAGAAUCUUCUCUUCAUGGUGUCAGUUCCGUAUCAGUUUCCAAGUUUAAGGGAGCACAGACGGAAAACUAUGCACGCUCAGCUGUUAUAUCUCUGUCAGUUCCUGUUGGACACAAAUCUUCUAGGCCAACAAGCCAUUCUGGUUGUGAGAGGCCAAAGGGAGAUUUGAAAUGGAUGGUGGAAUACCUCGAAAAAGAGCUUCAUUCCUCUGCAAAGGUAUCUAUGGCCGAGUAUAUUCGGGAUAUCCUUGAGGAAGAAGUGAUAAGUUCAUGUAACACCUCAACAGAUGUCAAAUUAGAUAAGGUUGCUCUUGAUGUAUCUAUUCAAUGUUCUAGUAUUAACAAUUACUCGAACUCCUUUGGUGAACUGCAAUGUGAUUCAGACGAUACACGUGGGGGUAGAAAUUUGGGUCAACUUAAACUAGCUCCGUUGCCAGAGGUUAAUCUGUCUAAUGAUACAGCGUUGAAUUCUGUUGCGAAUUCAUUAUAUGGAGUUUUCAAAGAAAUCUGUACAAAUGAAGGUUGUGCUUUUAAUGAAGAUUGCAAUGAAUUGCUAGCUCCUGGUCUUGAGGAAAAUCCUACCUUUCUCAUUCCAUCUCCUGCUUGUAAAUUUCGUCCUUCCAGCUCAAAUAAGUGCUAUCCUAAGAUUGAAGGAUACAUUAUGCUUGCAAUAUGCAGGCAGAAAUUACACGAUGCAGUUCUUAAGGAAUGGACUUCGUCAUACAAAGACGAUCUUCUUCAUCAGUUUAUUUCUUCGUGGAUUGCAUCAAAGAAACAUUGUAAUCCUAAUGGAAUUGUGGAAGGAGCAUGUGAUGGUGGUGAGGCCUCUAAAGUACCGGACAAAUUAAGGGAAGGAUCAGAACGCUUCUUGGAGUCUUCUCUUGUAACUGGUAAUUAUACUUAUUACCGCAAGAAGUCAUCGAAGAAAAAGUUAGGAUCUUCAGAUUGUGCUACUGAGGGUAGUCCUGUUGUACGAAAUCAACCAUCUGAAAAGUCAAAGAAAGAAAAUGUUUCUGUUGCUGUGUGUGAGGCUACUGACUCUGAAAUUGCUUCUAUGACACUUAAAUGUAUUGCAAAAAAUAAAAGGAAAAGGGACUUGUCUAUUAAGGCCACCUGCAAGCAGACUUGUGGAGAAGUUACAUUAUCCAGUAGUCAUUCUUCUGGGAAAACCAUAUGUGGUACUAAAAAGUUAAAAUUUUCACCUCUUGUUAAAGAUGAUAAUGCCAAGAAGGAUUCUGUGAAACAUGGGAAAGGGAGAAUGAUAGGUUCACCAUUGAUGAUAAAAAAUGUUGACCAUGUUAUGAACAAAUGUGAUCGUGGAGUUGGUGCCCAGGAAAAGCUUUCUGUGAAUGUAUCAAAGAUAAAGAGGAAGCAGAAGGUUGAUGAGGCAUCCUUGCCUUGUAAUAAGGUCUUGACAGUUGCAGAUGAUUUUAGUAAGCAAGCAGCAAGUAAGAAGGUUGUAGCUCAAAAGAAAAAGUCUGAUAAAUCUAGGAAGUUAAACAUCUCCAUUAUGUCGGAUGGUUGUGCUCGUUCAUCAAUUAAUGGAUGGGACUGGCGUAGAUGGACACUGAAAGCAAGUCCUGCUGAGAGAGCUCGUAAUAGGGGUUUUCAAUAUUUUUAUUCUGAUCCAAUAGGUCCCGAUGUCAGUACAUCUCAUUUGUCAAAUGGCAAAGGCCUUUCAGCACGAACAAAUAGAGUGAAGUUGAGGAAUCUUCUUGCUGCUGCUGACGGUGCCGACCUUUUAAAAGCAUCUCAAUUAAAGGCAAGGAAAAAACGUCUCCGCUUUCAACGUAGUAAGAUUCAUGACUGGGGUCUAGUUGCCCUGGAGCCGAUCGAAGCAGAGGAUUUUGUAAUUGAAUACGUUGGUGAACUAAUUCGCCCGCGGAUUUCUGAUAUAAGGGAACGCCAGUAUGAGAAGAUGGGAAUUGGAAGCAGUUAUCUUUUUAGACUUGACGAUGGUUAUGUGGUUGAUGCUACGAAGCGUGGGGGUGUUGCACGAUUUAUAAACCAUUCUUGUGAGCCUAAUUGCUACACCAAAGUUAUAACUGUUGAAGGUCAGAAGAAAAUUUUCAUCUAUGCAAAACGACACAUAUCUGCUGGUGAAGAAAUUACAUACAAUUACAAAUUUCCUUUGGAGGAGAAGAAAAUUCCUUGUAAUUGCCGUUCAAGGAGGUGUCGGGGAUCACUAAACUAGGAAAGUUCGUGCACUUUCCAGUGGACAUGAAGUCUUUUCGAAAUUGUGCGGUCGAAGUGUGGACCUAAAUUGUCUUCAUUUGCCAAGUGAUGAAGGGUUUUGCAUACUGCAGCUGAAUGCUUUUCAGGGUACAACUCUAUCAUGCCUCAAAUCGCCCUGCUAAAGUUGGUCGAGGUAAUUGAUUAUAUUGUUGGUAGAGGACGGCCGAUUGUUACGCGGGAGAUACUUGGCAUUCCAGUGAUGAAUUUCUGACCUUGUUCAUUCUUAUAGAUAUCUCUAUAUUGCAGAUGAGUCUCUCCUCUUAGAUACUGUAAAGUCAAUUUUUGUUUUGCUUAGACAAGUCUUGGAUAUUGAUUCUUUGUACAGACAUGUUUAAUUGUUAUUCAAUAAAAAGAUAAAAUGAGUAUGCUGACCAACCUUGGGAGUGGUACCAUCGCAAAAGUCGGGCAUUUGGUAUUUAACGAAACAAUAAUUGCAGAUAUUCAUCCUACCCCACCCCUCCCGAAAAAAAGGAGAAUAAAUUCCGAGCAACUGAUUUUACGAUGACCACGGUUCCAUGAUUGCAAUAUACAUCUUUUUUUAAUAUUUAGAACAUGCAUAUUGCCAAUGUGCAUCAUUUUUCGUUUUGGAUUAUGUUUCUUUUUGUGUUUUUUUGUGGCUGUCUUCAUUAUUGUUCUUCUAUCGGGACUAGUUUGAAGCUCGUUGGGUUUUCCUAGAAAAAUUGUUCCAAGGAAAAGCACAGAAAUGCUUGUCAAUCUUCAUGGCAAAACAAUUCAAAUCAAUGCUCUUAUCGUAAAACUUUCAGAUACUUGGGGACGAAUGUGAUCAAGUUCUGCUUCCAAAAAAUCAUUAUAUUAUCAUUAGCAAUCUUACGAGUAGAAACACUUUAACGAGUUGGAAUUUUAUUUGAUUUUAUUUACCAUGUCCAAUAUUAAUUUGAUAAGCAUUAAGUUGCAGCUAUUUUUAGUGGAUUCUUCUUUUUAAGGUUUCUUACCAUCGCAGGAGUUGAUAUUCAAUUUGGAACUUUUGCUGCCGAGAGAGUUGGGGUUGACAUUGCCUCUCUGGUAUGGCCUCUCUUCCCUUCAAACCCCAUCCCAUUCAUUUGUUUGGUGUCGGUUGGGUUCUUUUCCUAACAUGUCAUUUUUCGGGCGUUAGUAUCAAUUUAUCCGACUUUAACUUAAUUACAACCCAACUAUACCCUAAUUAAAAUUUGUGAUUAAUAUUUGGGAACAUUAAUCAACAAAUCCUUGAUUUAUGGGAACAUUAUCAUGGCGAUGUGGACUCAUCUAAAAUUUAUAUCUAUCUUUAAAAAUGGAAAAAUUAGGCAUAAAUAUAAGAGCAAUAUUUUUUUCCAAAAAAUCAUGACGAAUUAUGAGAGCAAUACAUUUUCUUGUACUUUUUCCAUAAUUUUGAAAUAUUAUACUUUCGGAUAUUUAACGAUUUAUCACGACAUAGUUACCAAUGUAUUUGAGAGGCCGGUGGUGAUGAUGAGUCUGAUGUGACUUGCCAAUUUUUUUUUUUUUUUACUGAAGACGCAAAAUUGUUCAUUGUAAUGGCAAUCAUGUAGAGCAAAGAAGUAAAGGACUGACGGCCAUGCAGUAAUGGCUUAUGGACUUGUGCAAUUCUGUUCAUAUUAUUAAUUACAUCUUUGACCUUAUUAAAACUUUAAGCAUUGUAAAAGCCUGGAAGCUUCAGUUCUUGGCCUUAAUAAUGCCUUCACUCUUUUCCAAGUCAUUACCAUGGAAACUACAAACUUCCGUAGCCCUCCCAAGAUAAUGCGCCGUCGGUUGAUUAUUGACAAUGUUUUUCAUUGGUGAAUGAAUUUCAUUUUCUAAGUUUGAAGUUCACUUCUGUAGUUGUUGGAUUGAAAGUAUUACACAUUUUAGGGGGUAUUGUGUUAGAUGUUGUAGAAUUGGAAGUUAGAUGUUGUAGUUUAUUUUCUCGUUGAAAAAAAAAAAGAAAGAAAAAAAGUGCACUCGUUGGUGACGAUGAUUCUCACUCAAAGAAAGAAAGGGUGUGGCGAAGAAGCCCAAAUGGCUACUAAGGCCGUUUGUCUCUUGACAUUUCUCCUUUGAUUCGUCCGAGAAUUUUUGUUUUCCCCUGCUCGAGUUUUGCCACUUGGUACAAACUUCGCAAAUUGGUUGUGGCUGUGGUUCCUUUUUUUUGUACCUUUUGGUCGUUUUCAUUUGUAUACCUACUAUGUACGUUCUUUGUUAACCUUUAUACUUUAUAUGUUUGGUCUAUGUUAUUGAGAAUGUCUUUUUCUUUA